ACCAUACUGUUGUGAUUGGGAAAGACGACGUGUUCAAAGUGUCAGACCCGAGUGUUUUGUGAGCAUCUAUAAUCCUUAUUUCCCAAACACCUACCACAACCGAACGCGUUGUAAAGGGCCCGUAACACGUGUGUAUUUGAUUAAGAGGUUCACGAGUAAUAUCUGAAUUUUUGAGAGGAAAACGGACCAGGUUUUUCGAUAGUUUCUUCUUCACUGCUGAUCUCUGAGACGUUGAAAAAUGGCGACUUCAGUGCCACUGCCCACAUUUGUUGCGAACCCAGAACCAAGCGGGAAGGGCCAGAGCUCCAUCAUGGACGACUUUAUGUACGGCACCAACGUGGCGUCUUCGCACGUCUACAUCAGAAUGGCCUUCCUGAGAAAGGUGUAUGGCAUCCUGUCCAUGCAGCUGGCCCUGACCACCCUCAUGGGGGCACUCUUCAUCUACACUCCAGCCAUCAAGACAUUUGUACAAGGAAGCCCCACCCUACUGAUGGUUGCCCUGUUCCUGUCCCUGGGUAUCCUGGUGGCCUUACACGUCAAACGUACAGAGUACCCAACCAACAUGUACCUACUGGCAGCUUUUACAUUCGUGGAAGCAUACUCAGUUGGGACCUUAGUGACGUUCUAUGACCAGGCGAUUGUGCUGCAGGCGUUUGCCCUGACCCUGUCGGUGUGUGUGGGUCUGACACUCUACACCCUGCAGAGCAAGAAGGACUACAGCUCCUGGGGGGCAGGGUUGUUCUCUGCUCUGUGGAUCCUCGUCAUUGCAGGUUUCCUCCAUCUGUUCUUCCCCCGUAAUGACUUCAUGGAGAUGGGUCUGGCGGUGGGAGGGGCCCUCCUGUUCUGCCUGUUCAUCGUGUUUGACACGUCCAUGCUCAUGCACAAGCUGUCCCCUGAGGAGUACAUCCUGGCCUCCAUCAACCUGUACCUGGACAUGAUCAACCUCUUCCUGCACAUCCUCAGGAUCCUCAGCGAGGCCAACAAGAAAUAAAGGAACGUCUUAAAGGAUUGGAAUGACAGACCAGUCCCACAACUAGAUAACAAAGUUCUUUGCGAACAUUUGUUACCCUGAUGGGAUAGUCACGAAGAUAUUGGCUGGG
Branchiostoma belcheri (Belcher's lancelet) is the source of this 1100-nucleotide messenger RNA. RefSeq names its product protein lifeguard 4-like. The transcript has 7 exons. The record is from RefSeq and is a predicted model, not a curated record. The coding region runs from base 239 to 991 and encodes 250 amino acids. Gene Ontology annotation, biological process: negative regulation of apoptotic process. Gene Ontology annotation, cellular component: membrane. Lineage: Eukaryota; Metazoa; Chordata; Leptocardii; Amphioxiformes; Branchiostomatidae.